GUGACGGUAAAUAAACAUGGCGGCGCCCUUGGAAGACAAGUGAGACACACGAUGGCUUUGUCAAGUGCAAAUAUCAGUAAAUGUUGACGUACUAUAUAAUACAUAAAGUGGCACAGAGGAGACGAUUGCACGUCUGAUCCAUGAACGUUUUUCGAUAUGGGUCUGCAGGUCUUGGACUGCACUUGUGGGGAUCCAGAGUUGGAAGACUGAGUUACAGCAGCAAUGCGAAGGAAACAGUUGGCACUGAGCUAAACCCCAGCCGAAUCAAACACCUCCAGUACAAACAUGAAAAGGAAAAAAGGCAGAGAGAUCGGCUAGCAGCUAUUAAAGCAAAAGGAGAAUAUGCAAAUGAGGAUGAAGAGAAGACAAGUAAAUGGUUAGAAAAAGAAAAGAUAACUUACAACAUUUUAACAAAGCCUGGAGAGAAAAAAGAUACAUCAAGCCCUUUACCUCCUGCUUACAGCCCUUUGUAUGUGGAGGCAUGCUGGUAUGACUGGUGGGAGAACCAAGGCUUCUUUCAGCCUGAGUAUAAUAACCAUAUUCCACAUGCUGUGAAUAAAACAUUCUCUUUGUGUAUUCCUCCACCAAAUGUGACUGGGUCUCUACACUUAGGCCAUGCUCUCACUGUGGCAAUUGAGGACUCAUUAGCUCGCUGGAGGCGAAUGAAAGGCCACAAAGUGCUUUGGGUGCCAGGAUGUGACCAUGCUGGAAUUGCAACACAGGCAGUUGUGGAGAAGAGAUUGUUAAGAGAAAAAGGACUGCAACGCAAAGACAUGAGCCGGGAGGAAUUCUUGACUGAAGUUUGGAGAUGGAAAGAGCAAAAAGGGGAUGAAAUUUACCAUCAACUGAAGAAACUGGGUGCUUCACUAGAUUGGAAGCGAGUCUGCUUUACAAUGGACAAAAAAUUCUCCACUGCUGUAACAGAGGCAUUUGUAAGACUCUAUGAGGCAGGGCUCAUCUACAGAGGAGAACGAUUAGUCAACUGGUCGUGUGCCCUGACAUCAGCUAUAUCUGAUAUAGAGGUAAACAAAGUAUGUUUGUUGGGAAAAACGUUGUUAAAUGUCCCAGGUUAUGAAGAGAAAAUAACUUUUGGCACCAUGACGCAUUUUGCCUACCCCUUGGAUGGAGAAGAAGGAGAAAUCAUAGUUGCCACUACACGCCUCGAAACAAUGCUGGGUGAUGUGGCCAUUGUUGUCCACCCUGAUGAUUCACGAUAUACAAGUCUUCAUGGGAAGCAUGCCUGUCAUCCAUUUACAGGAAGAAUGUUACCCAUUCUUACUGACACUUUGGUUAAUCCACAUCUGGGAACAGGUGCAGUAAAAUGCACUCCUGCACAUGAUGCUGUUGAUUUUGAGAUAUCUGAGCAUCAUGGUCUUCCACGUCUCUCAGUAAUUCAUGAAGAUGGCACUAUGACAGGGCUCUGUGGAGAAUGGCUGCAGGGAGUCAAACGUUUCUUGGCAAGAGAGCGAGUAUUGGAGGCUUUAAAGCAGAAAGGACUCUACAGAGGAACUUAUGAUCAUGCUAUGGCUUUGCCACUGUGCAGCCGCACAGGUGAUGUUGUGGAGCCUCUUUUGAAGAGCCAGUGGUUUUUGAGAUGCGAUGAAAUGGCAAAGCGAGCAGUGGAGGCAGUGGAGUCUGGCAAUCUGGAGUUUAUUCCCCAUUUCCACAGAAAAACUUGGAACACAUGGUUAUCAUCUAUCAGUGACUGGUGCAUUUCAAGACAGCUUUGGUGGGGCCAUCAGAUUCCAGCAUACCAGAUCUCAAUUACAGGGUCAUAUAAGGAAGAAAUGCAAAAUGACAGUGAAGGAAUAUGGGUUUGUGCAAGAAAUGAAGAUGAUGCCAAAGCAUUAGCUUCAAAAAAACUUCAGAUUCCACAAGAUCAGAUCACCCUGACACAAGAUCCUGAUGUUUUAGAUACCUGGUUUUCUUCUGGUCUGUUUCCAUUUGCUAUGUUAGGCUGGCCUGAACAGACACCAGACCUUCAGCACUUCUACCCAAACAGCCUACUUGAGACGGGAAGUGACCUCAUCUUCUUCUGGGUGGCACGCAUGGUGAUGCUUGGCCAGGAGUUAACAGGAAAAUUGCCUUUUAGCAAGGUGUUUCUGCAUUCAUUAGUGAGAGAUGCUCACGGAAGGAAAAUGAGCAAAUCCUUGGGAAAUGUCAUUGAUCCUUUAGAUGUCAUAUCCGGGGCAUCUUUGCAGACUUUACAUGCAAAAUUACAGGAAGGCAACCUUGAUCCAAAAGAACUGAAGAUAGCAAUGGAAGGACAGAAGCAAGACUUUCCAAAGGGAAUUCCCGAAUGUGGUACUGAUGCCCUAAGAUUUGCUUUGUGUUCCUACCAUUGUCAAGGUGAUGACAUCAACAUGGAUAUCAAUCAGGUCUUGAGUGCCCGUCACUUUUGUAACAAGAUUUGGAAUGCAGUUAAGUUUACUCUGAGUACGCUGGGAGAAAACUUUGAACCAUUACCACUGAUUGAGAUAUCGCCAGUCUCAGCUAUUGACCGUUGGAUAUGCAGCAGACUAUAUGGUACAGCACUAGACUGUUCACAAGGCUUUGAAAAUUACGAUUUUCAUGCUGUUACCACAGCCAUUCAUAAUUUCUGGCUGCACAGCUUCUGUGAUGUUUAUUUGGAAUCAAUAAAGACGAAGCUGAAGGAGGGGUCCACCUAUGAGAUGCAGCAAAUCAGACAGAUCCUUUAUCACUGUGUGUACCAGGCCUUGGCCUUGCUGGCUCCCUUCAUGCCAUACCUUUGUGAAGAGCUAUGGCAGAGGCUGCCAUGUCUGCACAAUAAUGACCUUUACCCAAGUAUAUGUGUAGUACCAUACCCGGUGCCAAGUGACCUGGCACAUUGGAAUUUCUGCAAUGAAGAGGCUCAAUUCCAACUUGUCAAGGAAACCGUCCGGGUUGUGAGGUCUUUACGGGCACAGUACCAGCUGACCAAAGCAAAGCCAAAUGUGCAUAUUCAUUGCAGCAGUGAGCAGCAGAAGACAAUACUAGAAUCCUUCAGCGGCCCUUUGCAGGCCUUGUGUCGUGCUGGAAGCCUAUCCAUUUCUGACUCAGUAGACCAACGCCUGGGUGGCUGUGCAGUCGGCAUUGUCAGCGAUACCUGCCAUGUGUACCUACAGAUUCAAGGUUUGGUUGACAUUCACAAGGAGAAGAACAAAUUACAUGACCAAACAGAGAAAGUAAAGAGUCAGUUAGAAAAAACUUUGGCUAAAACUCGGCUUCAAGAUUAUGAAGUAAGAGUGCCUGAGCAUAUCCGAGAAGAAACUGCAAACAAAAUUUCUGCUCUGAAGAAUGAACUGGUACAAAUUCAGCAGGUGGUAGAGGACCUGGACAACAUGCUUAAACAGAAAUGAAUCUCUUGAGUGAGACUUGUGGAGUGAAGGCUCUGCCAAAAACCCAGAAGUGGCACAGCCAGACCACCAAAAGGUGGUUUAGUUUUUGUGCGUCCAAGUUUUAAUCAAGAACUCAAUCAAGUAUUCUCUCAUUAUUGUGGGAUGUCAGCUUUUUAUGAGAUUUGAUCUAUUUGUAGAACUACGAGACUUGUGGGAGUUUUAUUUCCGACCAUCCGAAAUUCAUACUGCCUAAACUAUUCCUUUGGCACCAUUAUGUUAAAGUUGGAGAAACUGGGAAGACUGUGUUCAGCAAAAACAUUUACCGAAUGUCUGACUGCUAGGAAGUCUUGGACUUGUUCAGCCAGGGUCCCUGCACGCCCAACAAGCUGCUUUUCUGUGAAGAGUUUAUUUAUCCUGGGCUAGCCCAGUGAGUGCGACUCGGUCAGCCUUAAGGUUAUCACAAUUCAAACUUGUGGAUUCCUGUUGCAGGCGAUUCCUCCUCAGGGGUUCCAUGGCUUGCUUUAUCCCACUGGCUGUAGGUCUGUGUGUGUUUAGCUGGUGGGAGAGGUUAGGUCAUCGAGCAGCCUGAAAUAUUUAUGGGCCAACCAGAAACAUGCGGUGCAUGCCGCAUUAAAGGACACAAGACAAGUAAAAUCACAUCCGUUAGCCACAGCGGGGAGGGGAUCUCCUCCGGCGGGACUAGCGCACACAAUAGCUUAGGAUUA
Molecule: messenger RNA, 4063 nt
Organism: Erpetoichthys calabaricus (reedfish)
Lineage: Eukaryota; Metazoa; Chordata; Cladistia; Polypteriformes; Polypteridae
Gene: vars2
Product: valyl-tRNA synthetase 2, mitochondrial
Exons: 30
Coding region: 141-3359 (1072 amino acids)
Biological process (GO): valyl-tRNA aminoacylation
Cellular component (GO): cytosol
Molecular function (GO): valine-tRNA ligase activity; ATP binding; aminoacyl-tRNA deacylase activity
Source: RefSeq, a predicted model, not a curated record